UCUAGUUGUACUGCUCCCAGCACAGAGGGAACCUGGUGUCGGUUCACAGCCCGGGUCAACAGGUGUUUGUCCAGGAUCUGGUCAGGAGACACACAGACCAGCCGGUCUGGAUAGGAAGCUACGAUGCAGCUCAGGAGGGGAUGUGGCUGUGGAGUGACGGCUCAGCUGUUGACAGUUUCUACUGGGAGGAGGAUGAGCCCAGUAACUCUGGACAGGGGGAGAACUGUAUGGAGCUACACACUGGAGGUGGGCAGGGCUGGAAUGACGUGUCCUGUGGAGAGCUGAGGUUCUAUGUGUGUUCUAUGGAGACAAGAUCUGGUUUAGCAUCAUUGCCAAGUCAGAAGAAAUCACACGAGAGAGAGCUGGUUGAAGAGGUGAGUAUUUAUGACGUCCUGUGGGAGACCAGUGAGAGAGUAGCAGAUGAGAUCCUCUACUCAGCCUUCCUCAGAGGGAUGUAUUCCAGACGUCUGCCUGCCCACUGCUAUGCUGACUUCUGCCACCAGGAGGUGCUAUACCUGGACAGAGUCAUCACCAUGCUGCGGGUGCUGAUCAGAACAGUCCAGGGUCCUCCAGACAUCAUGAUGUUUCUCCAGAGAACACAUCAACGCUACCAGGAGUCUCUGAAGGAGGCCCAGAACCAAACUCCACCACACCUGAACCUGUCCUCCAUCCAGCCCUCUGCAGCUGUGCGUCAAUACCUCCAGAGCUUCCAUGACAUUGUGAAUGAGGAGCCCAUCUACUGGCUGGUGUCUCUGCUGCCCAGAGCCCUGCUCAGACCUUACCUGGCACAGAACCUGCCCCUGGGAGAGAGGACCAGACCAGGCCCCAGCCCCUGCCUCUACCCUGGCUAAGUCUCUUCCCCUGCCCCUGCUACCAGUGGGGGGGAGAAGAGAUGAAGCCAGACCAGAGGAACCAGAAGGACAAGUCAGGGACAUAUUACAGGCAUCUACUGGAGAAGUACCAGGAUGUGAUAGACGUCUAUAAGGCUGUCAACAUCUUCAGAGUCCAGAUGAUCAACGAGAAGGCUCUCUUCACCUCCAGCUGGUUUCCCACUGGUGACGAGGAAGAAGAGGAGGACCAACCCAACCUGUGGUCUGUGGACUCUGGUCCUGACGUUAGGGUGAAGCUGUAGCAGUGCAGCUGUAGAAUACAGGGAGCUGAGUGUGUAAGGCUGUGUGUGUUGGCUUUCACACUGGGCAGGACUGUUCCUCUUGUCAGACAUAUUCUACUUUUAUGUUGGAAACUUCUCCAAAAUAACUACUUUCAGACUGUAUUAACACAAUAACAUAAUGAAUGCACACAUUUAAUAAUUGU
Messenger RNA from Oncorhynchus nerka (sockeye salmon), 1314 nucleotides. RefSeq lists its product as uncharacterized. The transcript has 10 exons. The record is from RefSeq and is a predicted model, not a curated record. Lineage: Eukaryota; Metazoa; Chordata; Actinopteri; Salmoniformes; Salmonidae. Gene Ontology annotation, molecular function: signaling receptor activity. Bases 141 to 851 code for a protein of 236 amino acids.